Messenger RNA from Sarcophilus harrisii (Tasmanian devil), 5576 nucleotides. RefSeq names its product ARVCF delta catenin family member (gene ARVCF). Lineage: Eukaryota; Metazoa; Chordata; Mammalia; Dasyuromorphia; Dasyuridae. Gene Ontology annotation, cellular component: nucleus; plasma membrane; cytoplasm. The transcript has 26 exons. Gene Ontology annotation, molecular function: cadherin binding. The record is from RefSeq and is a predicted model, not a curated record. Gene Ontology annotation, biological process: cell-cell junction assembly; cell-cell adhesion.
GAGCAGCAGCCGCGGCAGCAGCAGCGGCAGGAGGACUGCGUCGUUUUGUUGUCUGCGCCUGGCGUUCCUGCAGCUCGGGCGGCGCGGGGCUGGGGAGUCCGGGGUUCGGGACCCGGGGACCCGGGGACGCCACCGCCCGCGCCCAGGACCCGAUCUCGCGGGCCCCAUGGAAAGUUUGAUGAAUGGGGCGAGCUAAGCCGGCCCGUGCCGCGGCCCCCCAUCCCCGGCCCCGCCAGCCGGCGCCGGCUCGGACACCCCCCGAAAGCCGGGGGGACCCUCCUCGGGAUCCCGGCCGCCGCCGCGGGGCCCCGGCCGCGGCGUCCAACUUUUAGACGGGAAGGACCGCUCGGGGGCCGGGCCCGGACCCGCUCCGAAGACGAGCGCACUUGAUUCUUUGCCCCGUUUCCCCCCCAUUAUCCGGGAGAGGGCGAAGGUGGAGGGCGGGCCGGGGCAGCCGGCGGGGGGCAGGCGGCGCGGCUCGGGCGCUGAAGAACGGCGCUGCUGGCGCCCAGGGGCGUGCGGAGGAGGCGGUAAACACGCCCGCACCCGCGCUCGCGGCGGCUCGGACACAGGCGGACUCCCGCGCACCCAGCGCCGGCCAUCCUUCGGCGAGACCUGUUUAAUAAUAAAGCCCGGAGGGACGGAGCGCGCCCGGGCUGCGCGGAGCAGGAGCAGCUCAGGCCUUGGUCCCUGAAGGAGCCGGCGGUGGCCCGGAGCCCAGUGACAGGGUCUUGGUGCUCAUAACAGCCAGGAGGGGACCCGGGCCUGAGCGUGGCCACCCGCCCAGUGAGGCCGCAGCCUCCCGAGGAUGGGCCGGGACUGAAUCCCUGAGGCAGAGCCUUCUAGUGCCCAGCCAGAAGUUCCCUGGACUGAAGGCCGGCGGAGGGAAAUCGUUGAUUCUCCAGCGUCCCCUAGGAGGGGAAAGUAAAUUGGGAAGCCGCUGUCCUGCUCUCUCUAGCCCGGCGGGCCAUGGUCUGCCAGGGCUAGCCCUCUGUCCUCUCUCGCCUCCUUCUUAGCCGCGUCCCAGCGCCAUGGACGACUACGACAUCCGAUCGGCCGCCAGCAUCCUGGCCUCGGUCAAGGAGCAGGAGGCGCGCUUUGAGCGCCUGACGCGGGCCCUGGAGGAGGAGCGGCGGAACGUGUCCCUGCAGCUGGAGCGGGCGCACCAGCCCUGCGAGCAGCCUCGGGCCAGCACGUGCGCCAUUGGCAACGGGCAGCCGCUGGCGACGGCCUGGCAGCAGCUGGUGCUGCAGGAACAAAGUCCAGGCAACCAGACGUCCCUGGCAAUGAUGCAGGAGCCCCAGGAGAUGGUGGAGGAGACGGUGACCGUGGAGGAAGAUCCCGGCACGCCCACGUCGCACGUGUCCAUCGUCACGUCCGAGGAUGGGACCACCAGGAGGACGGAGACCAAGGUCACCAAGAUGGUGAAGACGGUGACCACGAGGACGGUGCGCCAGGUUCCGCUGGGCCCCGACGGGCUCCCGCUCCUGGACGGCUCGCCCCCCCUGGGCAGCUACACCGACUCCAUCGACCGGCGGUACCUGAAGAACGGCGAGCGCUUCCUCCCGCCCCAGGCCUCCUCCACCCUGACCCGCUCCUACAACAGCUACGGCGAGGGCCCCGACGGGCCCUACCGCCCCUUCCACGCCCACGACGCCAGCGCCGGCUACGGGGGCGCCGAGCUGCCCGACGGCUACGGCAGCCUGUCCCGCGGGGUGGGCUACCGGCCCCGCUACGCCUACGUCCCCGGGGGCGGCUACCGGCCCGAGGAGGGGAGCUACACCCUGCCCGGCCGCAGGGAGGCCUACGGGCCGCCCGGGGCCCAGCCCCAGGCGCCCCCCGUGGGCAGCGGCCCCGACCUCGCCGGGGGCGGCCGCUCCCAGCCCGAGAGGUUCCAGCCCGAGCCCUACGGGCUGGAGGACGACAACAGGAGCCUGGGCGUGGACGACGAGGGCUACGAGCUGGACCCGGACUACUCCACUGUGAACCGGCGGCUGCCCGUGGGGGUCCCCGAGAGAGGCCGGCCGCACAAGGGCAGAGCCUACGAGGAGCCAUCCGAAAGCGAGAUGAUCGACGAGCGGAUCCCCUACGUCCACGGCGGCUACGCCGCCCCACUGGCGCAGCCCGAGAGGGGCAGCAUGGCCAGCAUCGACCGCCUGGGCAAGCGUUCCCCCUCCAUCGACAGCAUCCGCAAGGACCCUCGGUGGCGGGACCCGGACCUGCCGGAGGUGAUCGCCAUGCUCAGCCACCCCAUCGACCCCGUCAAGUCCAACGCGGCCGCCUACCUGCAGCACCUGUGCUACGAGAACGACAAGAUCAAGAAGGACGUGCGCCACCUGAAGGGCAUCGCCAUCCUGGUGGGGCUGCUGGACCACCCCAAGGCCGAGGUGCACCGGCGCGCCUGCGGCGCCCUGCGCAACAUCUCCUACGGCCGCGACCACGAGAACAAGGUGGCCAUCAAAGGCUGCGACGGCAUCCCCGCCCUCAUCCGCCUCCUGCGCAAGACCAACGACAUGGAGGUGCGGGAGCUCAUCACCGGGACCCUGUGGAACUUGUCUUCCUACGAGCCCCUCAAAAUGGUCAUCAUCAACCAUGGCCUGCAGACCCUGACCAACGAGGUGAUCGUCCCCCACUCAGGCUGGGAGAGCGAGCCCAACGAGGACUCCAAGCCCAGAGAUGCCGAGUGGACCACGGUCUUCAAGAACACUUCAGGGUGCCUCAGGUAAGGCCGGAGGGGGCCCCUCCGGCACAGCCUGCGUGUGCCGCCUUCCACCCCCGCGGCCCCCACUUCCUCCCCCGGCCUGAGGGUCAUACCCCGAACCCACCGUGUCUUUGGCAUCGUUGGCCGUCAUGGCUCCCCAGCCAUCAUCCACUCCCAGGCCUUCAUUCAUCUCGACCUUACCCAGCAGGCACCUCAUGCCUUGGGGCGAGGGCCAGGUUUCCGGGUGGUGAGCGGGAUGUUCCUCUCAGCCUCCCGAGGGCGGCCCCUGCCCCUGGGCCCACCCUGGCCGGGCCUCCGAGGAGGGAGCAUGUGCGAUGGAAAGAGCCGGGCUGGCCUUCGAGCGUGGCCUCGUGCUGGGCCCUGCUGCCCAAGCUCUUGGGCAGAGGGAGCUGGUGCUGCUGCGGUGCUGCAAGGACAGGAUUUAAGGCCGGCCCAGCCCUUUGGAGCAUCAGGGUCAGAAAAUACCUUGUCACGAGACCUGAGGGAAAAGGGCAAUGUCCCCUCACUGCUGCCCGGGGGCCCUGGGGAACUGCCCAGGGCCACAGCCUGGUGCUCGGGGCACUCGGGUCCUUGGAAUGGGCAGUCGGGCACAGGGGCCGUACCCUUCCCUGGCCCAGGGAACCUCGCCUUGGAGUGGAUUAAAGCCAGACAGCCGUCGGCUUCCCAGAGGCCCGGUGGGGUGACCAGAAUCCCUUGCUCUCCCCAGGGCUGGCUCAGAUGGGGGGCCCAAAAGGGGCCUCGGGAGUGUGACGGGCUGGUGGAUGCUCUUCUUCACGCCCUGCAGUCCGCCAUCGGCAAGAAAGAUACCGACAACAAGGUGAUGAUGCCAUGCAACUUGGGGCUCGUGGGGGGCCAGGGUGACCGCCCGACCGCAGGGCUCCUUUGGGUCAGGGGUCUCUACAGGGAAGAGGACAGGAAAUCCAGUAGAGAUCAGUCGAUCAGUCGCCAUCCAUUUAUUAAGCACCUACUGUGUGCAAGCAUCAGGGAAACCAAAAAAGGCAAAACUGUCACCCCUGGCCUCCAGAGGUACCCGGGAAGGGGUGGGACUGAUGGCCUUGAGCCUCCCCUAGGCAUCCGCCUUGGUCCUGAGAGCAGGGUUCUUGUAUUCCUGUACGGGAUUCAGCAGAACCAAGAGCGAAAGGGGAACGUUGGGAGGAGGUUCCGGGGCCUGACAAGUACCCAGGGCCCGGCCGGCCGCCAGCCGGGGCGCCCCAGGAAGAAGGACGACGCCAGCUGUUUCGGGAGCAAGAAAGCCAAAGAGGAUUGGUUCAGUCAAGGAAAAAAGAACGGAGGCGUGGACAGGAACUUCGACACCCUCGACUUGCCCAAGAGAUCGGAGUCUGCUAAAGGCUUCGAGCUGCUCUACCAGCCGGAGGUGGUCCGUCUCUACCUGUCCAUCCUCACCGAGAGCCAGAACUUCAACACCCUGGAGGCCGCGGCGGGGGCGCUGCAGAACCUGAGCGCGGGCACCUGGAUGCCUCCAGCUGGGCGCGGUGGGUGGGGCAGGCCCGGUCCGGCUGCGUGUGGGCGGGGCCACUCCCAGGGGGCGGGCCCCACGUGGGCUCCGUGUGUGGCCCCGUGGGGGGGGUCUGCGCCUCCCCCGGCCCGCCCCCGGCUCUGCAGCCAGGAGUGCGACGUUGCCGUCGGCGCCGGGGCAGGGGCAGCUUUCGGGGGCUCCCGGGAGGGCCCCCUUCGCCCCCCCCGCCCCCGCCCCUCCCUGACCCGGAGCCCGUGGAAGGGGUUAACGGCGCGGGCCCCCGCAGGGAGCUACGCCAUGGCCGAGCUGGUGCGGAACCUGCCGAGCCGGCAGCAGCGCACGGCCAAAAACCUCGAGGAGGACACGGUGGUCGCCGUGCUGAACACCAUCCACGAGAUCAUCACGGACAGCGCCGAGAACGCCCGCUCGCUGGUGCAGACGCAGGGCAUCCAGAAGCUGGUGGGCAUCGGCAAGUCGAGCCCGUCCAUGCGGGAGACGAAGGCGGCGUCCCACGUCCUGCAGAUGGUCUGGAGCUACAAGGAGCUGCGGGGGGCCCUGCAGAAGGACGGCUGGAACAAGGCCCACUUCCAGUCGGCGGCUUCCACCCCCCCCAAGGGCUCCAAAGGGACUUCGGGCAAGCCCAGCUACGACGACAGCACGCUGCCUCUAGUGGAAAAGACCCACGAUGAGAGGUGUGGGAGCCGCGAUAUGAUCCCCAUGGAUGAACUCGGCCCAGAUGGCUACUCCACCAUCGACCAUCGGGAGCGGAAGUACCGCGCUGGGGACCCUGCGGGCGACGCCUCUGAGAAGGAGCCUUUGAAAACAGACCCGGCUAGAAAGCCCCCCCACAGGAGUAACCGGGCCUCGGUGAAUCUGGUGGACAGCCGGGACCCCAAGCCACCGCCCGUUGACUCCUGGGUCUAGCUUGCAUGCCUGGGCUAGAGUCCGCCACUUGUUUGGGGGUUUCCCAAUUGUUUUUAAAUCCGAAGAGCAUCGAUCACCCCGAGGAUUUCAUUUAUCGCCACUGCCAUCACCUUUGGAGGACUCGGGACCAGCCCCACAUCUGGAUUGGGCGGGGGGGGGGGGCUCGGGAGGGGGCGGAGGACCCGCCUUCGGCGCCCCUCCCCCAGAGCCCCCAGCCUCAUCCCCCAGGAGUCCCCUUCCCCGGCCCGAGCCCCUCCCCGUCGGGUCCCCUCCGGACCCCUCCCCCGGCCCCGGCCCUUCCUUAAGCGUUCCCCUGCCCGGGGCUGGGGGCGGGGCCCGGGGCCCGGGGCGGGCCUAGCGUUAGUCACAGAUAGCACUUUGCUUUGCCUCUGAACUGUGAAUUUAAUAUUUUUUCCUUUAAAAUGAAGAGUUUAUUUAGCUUUUGGACUAACA